AACCGGUAUGCAAAACCCAGACAACUGCUAAGCCCGAUGGCCUUUUGUUUCGUUUCCGUCGUUCAAGUCAACUCGAAUACAAGAAAUUUCGCGUUCAUGGCCGCUAAACCAGACAAGUAAAGCUAUAAAUCCUCUGCUGAUUAAAAAAUAAACAUUUUUGAAUUCGAGCGAACCGCGAAGGGAAAAAGAAAAUGGAAGACGACGCAGAUAUUUACGACGGAAUUAGAGCUCAAUUCCCUCUCACUUUUGGUAAGCAACAAAAAUCCCAAACCUCUCUCGAAGCCAUCCACAACGCCACUCGCCGUUCCACCACUGCUGCCGCCGCCAGUAAUAAUAAUAAAAGCAGUGAAGGCCUCCCUUCUCUUUCCUCCUCCUCCUCCAAAGCUUGGCUUGAUUCCCUCCGCAAUUCCAAACCUCCCAACCCUAACCCUAAUGACUCCGUGAUUGGCCCGCCCCGUCCGCCUCCUGGUCCAGUCCCUGAUGAGGAUGAUGAUGGCGUCAUGGUGGGCCCUCCUCCACCGCCUCCAGCUUCAGGUGAUGAUGACGAUGAUGACGUCAUGAUUGGGCCACCACGGCCGCCGGUUGGGCCCAGUUCAGACUCAGAAUCGGAGGAGGAGGAGGAGAACCGGUAUCGGAUUCCAAUGAGCAAUGAGAUUAUUCUCAAGGGACAUACUAAGAUUGUUUCAGCUCUUGCAAUUGAUCACUCUGGAUCUAGGGUUCUUUCGGGUAGUUAUGACUAUACCGUUCGAAUGUUUGACUUUCAAGGGAUGAAUUCUCGGUUACAAUCAUUUAGACAGCUUGAACCAUUUGAAGGCCACCAAGUUCGUAAUCUAAGCUGGAGUCCCACCUCCGACCGCUUUUUGUGUGUCACUGGCUCUGCUCAAGCAAAGAUAUAUGACCGAGAUGGGCUUACUUUAGGUGAAUUUGUAAAAGGGGAUAUGUAUAUUCGGGAUUUGAAGAAUACUAAGGGACAUAUAUCGGGGUUGACUUGUGGAGAGUGGCAUCCCAAAACCAAGGAGACAAUUUUGACAUCAUCUGAAGAUGGUUCGCUUCGUAUAUGGGAUGUUAAUGACUUCAAAAGUCAAAAGCAGGUUAUUAAACCAAAACUUGCAAGGCCUGGAAGAAUUCCGGUUACAGCAUGUGCAUGGGAUCGUGAAGGGAAAUGCAUUGCAGGUGGAAUUGGGGAUGGCUCUAUACAGAUAUGGAACCUUAAGCCUGGAUGGGGAAGCAGACCUGAUAUAUACAUUGAAAAAAGUCAUUCUGAUGAUAUUACUGGGCUUAAGUUUUCUAGUGAUGGAAGAAUUUUGCUGUCCAGAAGCUUUGAUGGUUCACUCAAGGUUUGGGAUUUACGCCAAAUUAAAGCCCCUCUUAAGGUGUUUGAUGAUCUUCCAAAUCACUACGCCCAAACAAAUAUUGCAUUUAGUCCUGACGAGCAGCUCUUUCUUACUGGAACAUCUGUUGAGAAGGAAAGUACAACUGGAGGUUUGCUGUGCUUUUAUGAUUGUUCAAAAUUUGAACUUGUUCAAAGAGUUGGGGUAUCCCCGACUUGUAGUGUUGUGCAGUGUGCUUGGCACCCAAGAUUAAAUCAGAUAUUUGCAACUGCUGGAGACAAAAGCCAAGGUGGGACUCAUGUACUGUAUGAUCCAACCCUUAGUGAGAGGGGAGCUCUUGUUUGUGUUGCACGUGCUCCUAGGAAGAAAUCUGUUGAUGAUUUUGAGGCACUGCCUGUGAUUCACAACCCUCAUGCGCUACCAUUAUUCAGAGACCAACCAAGCCGUAAGCGUCAAAGGGAAAAGAUACUGAAGGAUCCUCUCAAGUCACAUAAGCCUGAACUUCCCAUAACAGGACCAGGAUAUGGUGGAAGAGUUGGUACAACCAAGGGAAGCCUGUUGACUCAGUACCUUCUAAAGCAAGGGGGAAUGAUCAAGGAAACAUGGAUGGAAGAAGAUCCUAGAGAAGCUAUACUUAAGUACGCUGAUGUUGCGGCAAAAGAUCCCAAGUUCAUUGCUCCAGCAUAUGCUGAAACCCAGCCCGAAUCUAUUUUUGCAAAGUCAGAUUCUGAGGAUGAAGAGAAAUGAUCUGAUUUUGGUGUUGUUUCAUUCUGCUUAAUAAAGGAUCUAUUUUAGUAUUUUUCCUUUUGUAAAUGAUGAUUAUCGAAUGAUUGAUGGUUACACACACACAUCAGUUUACUAACUGUCAACGUUCUGACUUUUGCUCUUCUUUGGCAGCUGGUCUGUAUAAUCUCUAAGUCACUGAGGUCUAAUACGGGCUACUGCAGAAAUCAUUGAACUGAACUGGUUAUCAUAGGGUGUAAUCAAGCCGAUACAGUGAGAAGUUGGAGUUUGGGUUCGACUCACAAUUCGAGGCUCGAUAUUCGAUUCGAAUUUGAUUAAGUUUUAUUUUUC
This is a messenger RNA of Durio zibethinus, 2405 nucleotides long. RefSeq lists its product as uncharacterized. Gene Ontology annotation, molecular function: protein binding. The record is from RefSeq and is a predicted model, not a curated record. Gene Ontology annotation, cellular component: site of double-strand break; nucleus. Lineage: Eukaryota; Viridiplantae; Streptophyta; Magnoliopsida; Malvales; Malvaceae.